GACUGUACAACAAUCUAAUGCAAUCUUCUCUUCCCUUUUACCCAUUUUUCACGCUCUGAACUUCAAAUAAAAAAACUCUCCGAUUCACAAAUCUGCCGGAGUUUUUCAUUGUGUUCUUCUCCAUGUAGUUGUAGUGAACGGACUCUGGUACGGCGGAGCCAUGGCGACGGCAUUGGAGUGCUGGUCGAGUAGGGCUAGUACUGAUGAGGAUUUGGUGGAGCAGGUGCUGAUGAGGACGCAGGAUAGAUCGGAAGGCUCCAAGCCGGAGAGUUCGUUGGCCGUCGGAGAGAAGGAGUCGUCGGCGAUGCAGAAACGGUUGCAGAGAUUUAGUCGGAACGUGUCGGAGGCGGUAGCGUCGCUUAAAAACUCCUUGAAUCUGGACUCUGUUCGCGAUCCCUCACCUACGAAAACCGAGGGGUCUAAGAAGGCUGUCUGGGGGAGUGUUGUGCGGAAUCUUACUCAGCUCUAUCCUGGCAGUCAGUUGCCGGAAAAGCUCGUCUCCAAUAUUCGCAAGCAUUACGAUUCAUUGCCUCUUAGUUAUGCUCAGGCGGGGUUUGAGAUUAAAGAUGUCUUUCUCCACAUCAAAUUGAUAGAGCAGGCAUCUGUUUAUGAUCACCCUGCCAUCUUAUUUCAAGAAGUGACGAAUCAUGACGUUCAAAAACCUACAAUAAAGCUCACGUUUGCUUGCAACUCUUUAGUUUCAUGGUCAGCGAUGUCUGGAGCGUUGGAGAGCGCUGGCAUUCGCUGUGAGAAAAUACAGAUUUUUGAGAAGAAGAAAUUUAGUCUUGGAGUCAUCCUUUUUGUAAAUCUAGAUGCUCAGGAGAAACUCUUCAAAUCCAAGGUUGAAAAUGCUCUUAAAUUGGCUAUAAAGAAGCCGAAAACUAAUACAGUGAAGCUCCCAUUUGGAUUUUGUGGAUGCCAAGAAGGUAACACUGGGGGGAAAGAUCUGAGAGAAAUCGAGGAGGAUGCUGUUGAUCAAAAUUGCAGAAGUGGUUUUGAGAACUCGAAUUUGAACGAAAAUUUACUGAUUGAAAUGCCAUUAUCAACUUCAUCCUUUACUGUAACUGUCGAUGAAUGGCAAACAGUCCAAUCUGGUGGACAUGAAUUGGGUAAAUGGCUGCUAAGCUCCGAGAAUCUUGAAUUCACCGAUCAGAUUGGACCCAACUCGUUCAAGGGAGUCUACAAGGGCAGAAGAGUUGCUAUAGAGAAGAUUAAAGGGUGUGAAAAGGGAGUUUCUUACAAGUUUGAGCUCCGAAAGGACUUGUUGGAGCUGAUGACAUGUGGGCACAAGAACAUUCUGAUGUUCUAUGGUGUUUGUAUUGAUGAAAAUCAUGGCCUGUGUGUGGUAACCAAACUAAUGGAGGGCGGAUCAGUCCAUGAAUUGAUGCUGAAAAACAAAAGGCUUCAAAUGAAAGAAAUAACCAGGAUUGCUGCUGAUGUUGUAGAAGGGAUCAAAUUCAUAAAUGACCACGGUGUUGCUUAUCGUGAUCUUAACACACAGCGAAUUUUGUUAGAUAAGAACGGCAAUGCUUGUUUGGGAGACAUGGGCAUACUCACUGCAUGCCGAAACUUAGGCGAGGCAAUGGAAUACGAGACCGAUGGGUAUCGAUGGCUAGCUCCUGAGAUUAUUGCUGGUGACCCGGAGAGUGUUAACGAGACAUGGAUGAGCAAUGUAUACAGCUUUGGAAUGGUAAUAUGGGAGAUGGUGACUGGCGAGGCAGCAUAUGGCGCAUACUCGCCAGUGCAAGCGGCAGUUGGUAUAGCUGCGUGUGGUCUGAGACCUGAUGUUCCAAAGGACUGCCCGUCCAACCUGAAAGCUCUGAUGAUCAGGUGCUGGAACAAUUGCCCAUCGAAGCGCCCACAAUUCUCCGAAGUUUUAUCAAUGGUGCUGGACUCCAACAAUAACAGUCAUAAAUGAAGUAAGUAUCUUCCUCUUAAUCUAAAUUAAUUCAAAAUGUUUACUCAAGUUAUUGUAAAGGGUUCCUUCUGCUCUGCCUUCAAUGUAGAUGUGAGAAGUUUGUGUUGUUAGGAUAUUAAUCCAUCUACUUCUCAUAAAGGAAAAAAAAAAAAAAAAACCCAGUAUCACCAUAGGAAAACCAACCCUCUUACUCAGUUACCACCACCCCGAAAGCAGGAAGAUGACAAAGAAAGAUCUUGAGAGAAAGUUCAUAUCUGUAUUGUAUGAGAUGGAGAAUGGAUUCUUAAGAGAUCAUUUAAUGUAUGACUGAAGCAGAUUCUGUGUAGCAUGGGGUAGAGAUAGGGAAAGAAAUGAUAUUUACAGAGAUUCCAAUUGUUAAAUCACUGCCAGAAUAGGUUAAUGUAAAUUUAAUCUUAUAUGA
Molecule: messenger RNA, 2339 nt
Organism: Cucurbita moschata (crookneck pumpkin)
Lineage: Eukaryota; Viridiplantae; Streptophyta; Magnoliopsida; Cucurbitales; Cucurbitaceae
Product: mitogen-activated protein kinase kinase kinase 13
Exons: 3
Coding region: 161-1918 (585 amino acids)
Biological process (GO): protein phosphorylation
Molecular function (GO): protein kinase activity; ATP binding
Source: RefSeq, a predicted model, not a curated record